Messenger RNA from Colletotrichum siamense, 7962 nucleotides. RefSeq names its product Prosolanapyrone synthase (gene sol1-0). The transcript is spliced from 3 exons. Gene Ontology annotation, molecular function: zinc ion binding; oxidoreductase activity; phosphopantetheine binding. Gene Ontology annotation, biological process: fatty acid biosynthetic process; secondary metabolite biosynthetic process. Lineage: Eukaryota; Fungi; Ascomycota; Sordariomycetes; Glomerellales; Glomerellaceae. The record is from RefSeq and is a predicted model, not a curated record. Bases 1 to 7962 code for a protein of 2653 amino acids.
AUGAGUGAGACGCGUCAGCCAGAGCCCGUGGCCAUCGUGGGCAUGGGUUGCCGCUGGGCGGGAGGCAUUCGCGACACAUCCGGGCUCUGGGAAUUCCUUAUCAACAAGCGCUCUGGAUACCAGGACUGGGCGGAGCCUCGCUUUUCAGCCAAAGGAUUCUACCAUCCCAACCCAGAACGCCCCGGAACCACGGCAGCAAAGGGCGGAUACGUGGUAACUGAUGAUCCGCGCCUCUUCGAUCCCGCCUUCUUUGGCAUCUCGGGUCUUGAAGCCGAGACCAUGGAUCCCUCACAGCGGAAGCUUCUGGAGGUCAUCUAUGAAGCGUUUGAGAGUGCUGGUGACACGUGGGAGAGCGUCAACGGAACCCGUACGGGCGUUUACGUUGCCGACAUCUCCUACGAUAACGCGUAUGCACAGACGCGCGAUUGGGAGUAUGCGAGACCGCAUGCCACCACGGGCGUCUGUCACAAUAUUCUUAGCAAUCGCAUCAACUACAUCUUCAAUCUCCUCGGCCCCAGCGUCACGCUCGACAGUGCCUGCACAUCGGCAUUGUACGCGCUACAUUUCGCUAUCCAGGCAAUACGCGAUGGCGACUGCGACUCAGCAAUCGUCGCAACAGCAAACUGGAUCAUGGACCCAGCCAUGCAAAUUGCCAUGGACAAGCUGGGCGCGCUCUCAGGCACAUCCAUGAGCCACACAUUUGACGCCUCGGCUGACGGCUACGCCCGCGGCGAGGGAUUUGCAGCCAUCUAUCUCAAGAAGCCGGAUACAGCCAUUCGAGACGGAUCCCCAAUCCGAGCUUUGGUUCGCGGAAGUGCCAUCGGUGCUAACGGCCGGUCAAGCGGCAUCACCCACCCCAGUGGCGUCGCGCAGGAGGGAAUCAUCCGCAAGGCGUACGCCAAUGCUGGCAAUCUGCCGCCCUCGGAGACGAUAUUCCUCGAGUGCCAUGGCACAGGUACGCGCGUUGGUGAUCCUCUUGAAGUGGAGGCAGCCGGGAAAGUCUUCGGCCCUGGACGGUCGGAUGCCGAGGAGGACCGGCUGCUGAUCGGAUCCGUCAAGACCAACUUGGGCCAUACCGAGGGCGCGGCAGCACUCGCGGGUAUCUUCAAGGCGGUACUAGCGCUCGAAGAGGGUGUGAUUCCGCCCAGUAUUGGAGUCAAGACACUGAACCCCCGCAUCGACUUCGAUAAGGCCAAAGCCAAGGUCGUCACCGAGGUCAUCCCCUGGCCUGAGGGUAAGCUGCGGCGGGCGAGUGUCACGUCUGCCGGUUUCGGUGGUUCCAUCGGACAUUGUAUCAUCGACCAUGUCAACGUUGUUUACCCAGACUACGUCAAGCCAGGUAUCCGAGGCAAGGUUGUGGCUAAUGGAAACGGCCUGACCAAUGGAUCGGCCAAGCACAGCAUUAGCAAUAGCACCAGCAACGGCAACUCUCACACCAAUGGUCACAAUGGCCACAACGGACACAACGGUACGAAUGGCACCAACGGCACCAAUGGCGCGGGAGAGAACGGUGUCGGGAACGGGAGUCAUGAGACUCCAUCCCUGCAUUCUCCUAUCCUCAGCAAACCGAAAGCAACUAGAAAGGCUGAUGCUGACACUCGUCAACUUGUUCUGCUCCCCUUCUCGGCUCACAACGAGACUUCCUUGAAUGCCAACAUCGCCGCCCUAUCCUCCGUUGCGAACCGCCACUCUCUGGCAGACAUCGCUUACACGCUCAGCGCCCGGCGCUCCAAGCUCGGUCAACGCACAUUCCGAAUCAUCGAUAAAAAUGAUGUUACGGCAGGGCUGCAAGCUACUGCUCUCAAAUUCUCCUCCAAUCCAUCUGAAGCGCCACGUCUAGGCUUUGUCUUCACUGGCCAGGGAGCACAGUGGCACGCCAUGGGUGCCCAGCUGUUCGAAUAUGCCGCCUUCCGUGUUGCGAUUGAACAUCUAGACCAUGUUGUAACUUCCUUGCCAGGUGGCUCACCUUCCUGGAAACUCGUCGAUAUUCUUUCCGGCCACUGCGAUGCCGAUCGGGUUAAUUCCCCCGACAUCUCGCAGCCCAUAUGCACAGCCGUCCAGAUUGGUCUUGUAGACCUGCUCGCUUCAUGGGGCGUCCGUCCCUCUGGCGUCGUCGGCCACUCGUCGGGUGAGAUGGCUGCCGCGUAUGCUGCGGGAUAUAUAACCGCGGCCGAGGCCAUCACGAUUGCGUAUUACCGUGGAGUGGCUGUCUCCCGCAACAAGAGCAAGGGUGCUAUGCUCGCCGUCGGCGUGGGUCGUGACGAGGCGGCCGAGUUUCUGAGGGGUCUUGAGCAGGAUAUCAAGAUUGCGGCCAUCAACUCGCCGGGCAGUGUCACGCUUUCUGGAGAGCAGGAGGCCGUCCAACAGCUUGCUGCAACUCUGACGGAGAAGAACAUCUUCAAUCGGCUGCUUAAGACAGGAGGCAAUGCGUACCAUUCGCACCACAUGGCUGCACUAGGCUCCCAGUAUCAAGACCUGCUGGAGGGCGGCAUGAAGCAUUUGGAGACUCUCAAACUGCGCGAGAAGCAGCAUCGAUAUGCUCCGGUACCUUGGACGUCAUCCGUAACGCCAAACAAGAUGGCUGAGGCCGACUCGUCUUACUGGCGCGCCAACCUCGAGUCCCCCGUGCGAUUCUCCGAGGCCGUCACCAAGCUUCUUGAGCUGGAAGGCCUGGAUAUUGGGGCGCUGGUAGAGAUCGGACCGCACCCCGCGCUGAAAAGCCCGCUUGACCAAAUCGCUAAGAGCAUUGGCAAGAAGAUACCACACGUCGGAUCCUUGAAACGCGGUGAAGACAGCCGUGUAUCCAUGCUACAGCUCGCCGGGUCUCUGUUCGGUCUGAACGCCGAGAUCGACCUGGUAGCCGUGAACGCAACCGACGAUCAUGAACCAGGGACUCAAGCCCACGGUGUCAUGGCCAAAGAUCUCCCGCCCUAUCAGUACACUUACGGGCCCGUCAGCUACUACGAGGGCCGUGCCAGCAAGGAGUUCCGCCUCCGCAGCGUGCCGCGACACGACCUCAUCGGGUCCAAGGUAUCCGGUAACGCGAAGCUGAGGCCGCAGUUCCGGAACGUUCUGCGGCUCAAAGACCUGCCCUGGCUCGAACACCACCGUCUACUUCCGGACGUCGUCUUCCCAGCCGCCGGGUAUAUGGCUAUGGCGAUGGUGGCUGCGUCGCAAAUUCACGAGGAAUCCCCAGAUGUUCUGCCCAUUGCGGGAUACUCGCUGCGUAACGUGGACAUCAAGACAGCCCUGAAGAUCCCCGAGGACCAGCACGGGAUCGAGGUCAUGCUGAGCUUGGAACUCCCCGACCAGGCAACGGCACGCGAGCCGACGUGGGCUAGUUUUUCGGUCAGCUCUGUUGCGCGCGACUCAGACCAGUGGACGGAACAUUGCACUGGGCAGGUCCGAGUUGACAUUAUGGAAGCGGCGAAUACGAGUGAGAUGAGCAUCAGUUCAGCCGAUGAGUCCCGGGCUGUGGACUCGCGUGCUUGGUACAAGACAUUCUCGGCCAUCGGCCUCGGGUACGGUCCAGCUUUCCAGGCACUCUCGGAUAUGCGUGCUGCUCCAGACAAGGGGUUGGUCUCCGCCAAGUUGGGCCUCAAGACGACAUCUGGAAUAGUCAAGGGAGGAGAGUCAAGCUACCCGAUACACCCUGCCUCGCUGGACGCCAUGAUCCAGCUUGGCCUCGUCGCCUGCCACGGCGGGCAGACCGAUCGAGCCACCACCGCCUUCGUGCCAACCCACGUCUCGGAGCUCCAUGUUCGAGCCGGAAGAGACCUUGAUGAUAGGGACUGGGGCACUGCCAUCGCCCACGGCGAGUUCCGUGGUCUCCGGUCAGCGUACAUCCAGCUUCAACUUCAAGGUCCCGCGGGUGGCCUGAUGAUUGACGUCAAGAACCUGCGCUGCACCAGCUACGCCCUUCAAGACCGGUCUUCCGAUACUGAACAAGCCAAGGCCUUCUCCAGCCCGUUCACGCGCAUGGUGUAUAAGCCCGAUUUUCGCGCUCUGAGCAACCGUCAGGCUCGCGCAUUGCUCCCACCACCACCAGAGAAUGCUGCCCUUGUGCCGCUGCUCGGCCAUCUGGAGACCUUGGCAGCCCUAGUUGCCGUCGAUAUGUAUGAAACCCAUAUCGCUGGUAGAAAGGCGGUGUCGAAUACGUCAGCGCCGGUUGACGAUUACAUCGCGUGGAUAAAGAGACUCGUAGAGGGGAGCCAAGCAGAUACCAUCACCAAGGCAAAGAACCUGUCAUCUGCUCAACGUCAAGAGGCCCUUAAGGAUGCGUACCAGAACACAGGCGAUGCUGUCGAGGCACAGGCUCUGCGGCGUCUUCACGAUAACCUGGGAGACAUGGUUCAAAAUCGUAGAACUGGCGAUGAAAUCCUGGCGGAAGGUGGUCUGCUUGCGGAUUUCUAUGACAAGAGCUUGUUCCUCACCGGAGCGCAACCCCAGUUAACCAGUCUUUUUGACCUCAUCAGCCACACCAACCCGAACCUCCGAAUUUUGGAACUCAAGGGUGGAAAUGGCGACACGGCGCGCGUCGUAUUAGCCGCGCUGAGUAGCACAAAGGGUCUCAAGCGCUACCAGGACUACACGGUGACCGACGUCUCGGACACCGCGCUACAGCAGGCUCGAUCUCAGCUUGCUGAUCACGGCAGUGUCGAGUUCUCCAUUCUUGCCAUGGAACAGGAUCCUUUAGAGCAAGGCUAUGAGUCGGCAGCCUACGACCUCAUCAUCGCAUCCCAAGCCGUACACACCGCCUCAUCUGUAACCAAAGCCUUGGGGAAUAUCCGAAAGCUGCUGCGUCCGGGUGGUAAGCUGAUGUUAGUCGAGGCCACCGAAAGCCGUAACAGCGCCUGGGUCGGACUCAUCGGCGGUGCGCAGGCUGGAUUCUGGCAUGCCGUGCCUGAUGGUCGGACUGACGGCCCCUUCUUGAGUAAUACGGAGUGGGAUACCGCUUUGCGUGCGUCCGGUUUCUCAGGGGGCGAGAUCGUACUCGACGACUAUCCUCACCCUUCGACUCACUCGACGGUGAUCAUAUCCACUCUCAUCGAGCCCGUUCCUGCGAAGUUGAAUGCUGGGCCCCAAGUCAUUCAUCUUCUUCACGGAGAUGAGGGUGUCACACCGCUCCUGAAUCGCCUUUCAUCCACACUGGAACGCCGUGGCCUGUCGGUCAAGACCAUUUCAAUCGACGCUGUGGUAAUGGAUGUACCCAAUAACGCGCGCGUGGUUGCGUUCUUGACCGGAAAGAACUUUCUCUUGGACGCUGACCAGAAUCGCCUGGACAUCUUCAAGUAUCUAGCUCAUCACACGUCCACUAUGGUGUGGUUGACGUCUUCUGGCAUGGCCCAGGGUCGAAGCCCGGACGGCGCCGUGGUAAGCGGCCUACUUCGUACCAUCUCCACGGAAGCUCCAACAGGACGCUUCUUCUCAGUCGACGUGGAUGCCGACAACUUCAACAUUGGUGAUGAAGACGAUCUAGAAGAGCUUGUUCGUGUUCUCGCAGACUACGAGCAAACUCUCCAACAGCCUUCCGACCCCGAUAGCUUCGAGGACCGGGAGUUUGACUGGCACAGCGGCCGUCUCUGGGUGAGCCGGUUGACCCCUGAGCCGGAGCUAGACGCGUACUCUGAUGUCUUCGUAACACCAGCCACCCGUGGCGCCAAGAUGUUGCCUUUCGACGGCCAGGGUCCGGUGCGGGCCGCCUUUGAGACGCCGGGUAUCCUUACCUCACUUUACUUCCGUCCGGACACAGAGCUGCGUCGGCAGCCGCUGGCGCGAGACUGGAUCGAGGUCAAGGUAGCCGCCGUCGGACUCAACUGGAAAGACCUAGUGCUCUGCACAGGCCGCUUCGAUGGCAACAACCUGUCCUCCGAGUAUUCCGGCAUUGUCACGGCCGCCGGCGCCGACUCCGGCUUUAUCACUGGCGACCGGGUAUACGGGCUUGGAAAGGGGCACUUUGGCAACUACGCCCGCGUGCCGGCGCGUCUUGCACAGAAAGCUGCCUCGGGCGAUGACUUGACUGAUCUCGCUACCCUUCCUGUGGUGUACAUGACUGCUGUGUACGCAUUUGAGCACCUCACACGCCUGCGCCAGGGGCAAAAGGUGCUGAUCCAGUCUGCGUCCGGCGGUGUUGGUCUUGGGGCUAUACAGCUGGCGCGGGCCAAGGGCGCUGAUGUCUUCGCCAUGGCCGGUUCGGAAGACAAGAUACGCUUCCUCGUCGAGACAGUCGGUCUCAAGCCCUCGCACGUUUUCAAAGCGCGCGAUUCUGCGGAGCUGGAGCGUGCCAUAUCCGCAACCGACAACCGCGGCUUCGACAUCAUUCUAAGUACCGCACAGGGCGACUGGCUAUACGAAACGACAAAAGCGCUGGCACCCCUCGGCCACCUAAUUGACAUUGGCCGGCUGGAUGUCAACAACGCUCGCGGUAUUGGGUUAGAGCUAUUCCAGAAGGGUGCCAGCUUUUCAUCCUUCGAUCUUGGUCAUGUCGUCGAAACAGCCCCGGAACUUGGUGGUGAUCUCAUGCGGUCCGUAGACGAGCACCUCCGUGCCGGCCGCAUCGCCGCUGUCCGCCCUCUGACCCCCUGGGACGUCUCUCAGCUUGACCAGGCCCUACUCAACUUCUCCAAGGGCAUGCACACUGGCAAAUUGGUGGUGACGUUCCAGAACCCCACGGCUCCGGUUCGCAUGAUACCAGCAUACCCUAGCGUCAGCUUCGAUCCUGAAGCGUCAUAUGUCAUCACCGGUGGGCUGAGCGGGCUCGGCAGAUCCAUCAUUCGGUGGAUGGCGGACCGCGGUGCGCGAGACAUAGUAGUUCUCUCCCGCCGAGGAGCUGCCGUUCCCGAGGCGAAGACUCUCAUCGACUCCCUGGCACAACGCGGCGUGCGUAUCCGGCCGCUUAGGUGUGACCUCAGCCAGCCGGAUCAAGUGUCAGAUUCUAUUGAGAAGACACGCGCCGAACGACCUCUCAAGGGCGUCGUUCACUGCGCCGUGUCUUACCAGGACAUCUCCUUCGAACGUCUGUCUCUCGAUGGCUGGCGCGACGGCCUCGCAGCCAAAAUCCUCGGCACCCGCAACCUACACGAGGCCACCAAGACCCUCCCGCUCGACUUCUUCGUCAUGACCACCUCCAUCCUCUCCGUCCUCAGCUUUGCAACUCAGUCCGCAUACACAGCCUCCAACAACUUUCAAGACCAGUUCGCGCGCUAUCGUCGCCGACUGGGUCUGCCCGCCACCGCAGCCCAAUUUGGUCUCGUCAACGACGUCGGCCACCUCAGCACCGACAACACCACACUCGAGCUCAUGGCGCGGAACAAAGUCCUCACCAUGCCCGAGAGCCACUUCCUCCGUCUGCUGGAGCCGGCAUUCCUACCUCACGAGGACGUGGCCUUCGACCCCCUGGCCGCCGCUACGUAUGUGACAUACAUGGACCCGACGCAUAUGGCGGCGAAGGAGCAGCAAGAUGUGGAAGCGGGAAUUCGCAGCGCAGCGCCGCCGCGGUGGUGGAGCGAUGGGCGUGUGUCGCAUGUUAUGCGUGGUUUCUACGAUGCCCUGCGCCAUGGACGGGACAAGACGGCGGGCGGGUCGGCUGGGAAUGCUGAAGACGGCCGGUCGGCGACGGCACAGACGCGGCGGAAGUUUAACGAGGCCGUGGGAGCUACGGUGGCGGCGGCACCCGGGACGACGGAACGGGGCGAACUGCGUGAGAAGGCGCUAGAGUUCGUCACGGCGAGCAUCUCGGGCACGGUGGCGACGAUGUUGCUGUUGGAUGAAUCGGCAAUCAACGCAUCCCGCGCCGUGUCUGAGCACGGCGUUGAUAGUCUAAUUGCAGCGGAGUUGCGCAGCUGGUUCCAUAACGCGCUUGGGUCUAAGAUCAGUAUGGUUGACCUACUGGAUCCGCGGACGAGUAUCAAUGCGCUGGCGGCCAAGGUUGUGGAUGCUACCAUCGAGGAAGAAGGAAAAUAG